Messenger RNA from Plutella xylostella (diamondback moth), 666 nucleotides. The record is from RefSeq and is a predicted model, not a curated record. Lineage: Eukaryota; Metazoa; Arthropoda; Insecta; Lepidoptera; Plutellidae.
CAGCUGACAAUAUAACCUCAAAAUCAAUCAACUCAAAAAUCAGACAACAAAACAAAUAAUUAUCUGAAUUUAAUUCGUUCGUUAAGUUGUAAAAUGACUAAACUAAUAAAUAACAGCGCUGCACGAUUGAAUCCAUGCUUAAAGGAACAAGACCAGUCCUAUAACUGCCUGGACAAGAAUAACUACGAUCACGAGAAAUGCCAAGUGUAUUUCGACAACUAUAACAUUUGCAAAAAGUUUUGGGGUCAAGUAUACCGAGACAGGAAAGCCAAGGGAAUACAUCCUUUUCUUCCCGACAUUGAAGAAAGAGAGAAAAUAAGGAUGGAACACCUCAACAUGAAUAAAUAAAAAUAAAGAUAUUUAGAUCAGUUCUACUAGGUAUCAUAAUGUUAAAUGCACAACUACCUCAGCCAUUUUCCCUUUAUAUAACAGGAACCAUAAGAAAAAAGCUGUUAUGUUUCAGUUACAACAGUAAUAACUGUAUGACCCCAGUAGGAUUGUGAGCAUUUUUUAAACAGAUUAGGUAUGUAGUCAAGGUUAUGAUAUUUAUUGUAAAUAAGUAUAUAAAUUAAAAGAUAUAUUACUACCUGUGAUUUUUAUUGCAUUACAUUUGUGUGUAUAUAAUAUGGAUAUGAAUGGAAAAGGAUAUUAAAAAAACUCACAUAU